AGCGUCGCAAUGCGCCUGCUCGGUGUAGUAGCCGGUUAUGGCGGCCGUGCGUGUUUGUCCAUGAGGUGGGGGACGCCUGCUGUACCUGCGGUCUGUGACACAGCAACCCGAGCGACUCGCCGCCAUGGCCGGAGUGUUUGACAUCGAUCUGGACCAGCCGGAGGAAAAUGUCUCCGACGACGAGAACGAUGAGACUCAAAACAUUGACAUCAUGGAUCAGUGCAGUGGGUUUGAGUUCAAUAUGGACGACUGUGAGAAGAUCGAGAUCUCCGAGGACAACGUCAAUCAGGGGACGGAGAACAUCAGACCAGAGUGCUUCGAGCUGCUGCGGGUGCUCGGAAAAGGCGGCUAUGGAAAGGUUUUCCAAGUUCGGAAGGUUGUCGGAGCUGCAGCCGGCAAAAUAUUUGCCAUGAAAGUUUUAAAAAAGGCUAUGAUUGUACGUAACGCUAAGGACACGGCUCAUACCAAGGCAGAGAGGAACAUCCUGGAGGAAGUGAAGCAUCCCUUCAUCGUUGAUCUCAUCUACGCCUUCCAGACGGGAGGGAAGCUCUAUCUCAUCCUGGAGUACCUCAGUGGAGGAGAGCUCUUCAUGCAGCUGGAGAGAGAGGGCAUCUUCAUGGAAGACACAGCCUGUUUUUACCUCGCAGAGAUCUCCAUGGCUCUGGGUCACCUGCACCAAAAAGGCAUCAUAUACCGAGACCUGAAGCCCGAGAACAUCAUGCUCAACAGCCAAGGUCACGUAAAACUGACCGACUUCGGUCUUUGUAAAGAAUCCAUUCAUGACGGGACGGUUACUCACACUUUCUGUGGAACCAUCGAAUACAUGGCUCCAGAGAUCUUGAUGAGGAGCGGCCACAACAGAGCGGUGGACUGGUGGAGUCUGGGCGCUCUGAUGUACGACAUGCUCACAGGAGCGCCCCCCUUCACAGGUGAGAACCGGAAAAAGACCAUUGAUAAAAUCCUGAAGUGUAAGCUGAGCCUGCCACCCUACCUCACGCAGGAAGCAAGGGAUCUCCUGAAACGGCUGCUGAAGAGAAAUGCUUCGUCGCGGCUCGGAGCCGGAUCAGGAGACGCCACAGAGGUGCAGGCUCAUUCUUUCUUUCGACACAUCAACUGGGAAGAUCUACUGGCCCGGAAAGUGGAGCCUCCCUUCAAACCUGUCCUUCAAUCAGCGGAUGACGUGAGUCAGUUCGACUCGAAGUUCACCAGCCAGACUCCGGUGGACAGCCCUGACGACUCCACCCUCAGCGAGAGCGCAAAUCAAGCCUUCCUGGGUUUUACGUACGUUGCGCCAUCAGUUCUGGAAAACAUCAAGGAGAAGUUUUCCUUCGAGCCAAAGAUCCGCUCCCCUCGGCGCAUCAUGGACAGCCCAAGGACUCUUCUCAGCCCGGGCUGGUCUCGCAGUCCCCUCAUCCCCGGCGUGGGACAGAGCGUCCUCCCGUCUCCUCUGGAGCAGCCCAUGGAUCUGUCCACCGCAGAGCAGAUGGACAUCACUAGUAGCGCCGAGGCCUCGGCUCCGCUCCCCAUCCGACAGCCUGCGGGGGUCAACCUCGCCCAGAUGAAGCAGCAAGCCUACCCCGUCGUGGCCAAACGGCCCGAGCAUCUACGUAUGAACCUAUGACCCCUGACUUCAUCUCUUCUCCCUCUGGUUUGGUGAUAUUUUUUAAAGGCAAAGAAACAGGAACGGAUGCUAGAGACAAAGAGAAUCCAAACUUCUUGCACAUCUGCACACUACAUGUACUGUCACGACCUGGAGUGUGCGCUUGGGGCCGGCACUCCGGCAGACUACAGUUCAGUGCUGAAGGUGACGCCGUCGCCCCGUCGACGUCGAUCAUUUCUCACACUAUGGUAUGGUUGGAGGUGAGACGCAGUCAGUCUGCUGGACUUUAAGAUAUCCAAAGUGCUUUGAUCUCUGUUAGUCGAUGCCAGUAAGCUCUACUGGAUGGAUUGCUGACAUGGUUCCUGGUUCUGGAUUAUGAUCUGAAUUAGGAUUAAUAUAAAAAAACCCAAAAAAACAAGUGGAUUGUGACGAUCAGACAAAAAGAGGCUCUAUAAACAAAAGGUUUUGCUUUGUUUUACGAAGUCUUACCAAGUGGAUCCAUUUUCUGUGCUGUGCAUCAACUUAUAGAGCCUCCAUUAAAUAAAAAACCCAAAAACUAUCA
Poecilia latipinna (sailfin molly) is the source of this 2162-nucleotide messenger RNA. RefSeq names its product ribosomal protein S6 kinase b, polypeptide 1b (gene rps6kb1b). NCBI's taxonomy places the organism in Eukaryota, Metazoa, Chordata, Actinopteri, Cyprinodontiformes, Poeciliidae. Bases 125 to 1621 code for a protein of 498 amino acids. The record is from RefSeq and is a predicted model, not a curated record. The transcript has 15 exons. Gene Ontology annotation, biological process: protein phosphorylation; signal transduction. Gene Ontology annotation, molecular function: ATP binding; protein serine/threonine kinase activity.